GCGGUCUCCCCGCUCUCACAGAACCAUCAACUGAACGCGUAGAGAGCACUCAAAAGCGCAAACGUUUGCAUUUCUUUUUCACCAUGGAUGUGCGGGGACGUUUGUGAAUAAUCAUCGGAGUUUGAGCGAGGAACCGUUUUGUGGGAUUUUCCUGUGGGGUCCCACUCUUUAAAAACCCAUUUUGAAGGAAAUUCAGUCUUCUCGUUAAAGGACGAAGUACCGGUGUUUUCUCACGACCCGAGGCGCAGUUAGGCAUCUGACUUUUUUGUGAUUGAGAAUCUAUUUUUAGAAGACGGGAAAAAUGUUACUCUCCAAGUUUGGAUCUUUUUCCCAUAUUUGCAGCACGACCAACAUCGAUCACUUGCCGGUGAAAAUUCAACUUCAUGCAGCGAAGACUGAACGAGAGCCUUUUGAGAAGGUCUAUCAUGUGGGAUCAGUGCUGGGAAGUGGCGGGUUUGGGACAGUGUACGCCGGUACAAGGAUUUCAGACGCGUUGCCGGUUGCGAUAAAACACGUCGCUAAAGAGAGAGUCACCGAAUGGGGUACAAUUAAUGGCUCGCUGAUUCCACUAGAGAUCGUUCUUCUGAAGAAAGUAGGAUCUUCCUUUCAAGGGGUCAUUAAACUCAUAGAUUGGUAUGAGAGACCCGACGGAUGGUUGAUUAUAAUGGAGCGGCCGGAGAUGGUGAAGGAUUUAUUCGACUACAUCACGGAGAAAGGCGCGCUGGACGAGGACACCGCCCGGGGCUUCUUCGGGCAGGUUUUGGAGGCUGUUCGGCACUGCUACACCUGCGGUGUCGUUCACAGGGAUAUCAAAGAUGAAAACCUCUUGGUGGAUUUACGUACGGGAGAUCUGAAGCUCAUCGACUUCGGUUCUGGGGCGAUCCUCAAGGACACUGUGUAUACAGACUUUGAUGGCACGCGAGUUUAUAGCCCCCCUGAGUGGAUACGUUACCACAGGUACCACGGGCGCUCGGCAACCGUGUGGUCCCUGGGCGUAUUGCUGUAUGACAUGGUGUGCGGCGAUAUUCCCUUCGAGCACGACGAAGAGAUUCUGAGGGGCCGACUGUUUUUCAGGAGGAGAAUCUCUCCAGGGUGUCAGCAGCUUAUCAAAUGGUGCCUUGGCUUAAGACCUUCGGACCGGCCCACCCUGGAGCAAAUCUUUGAGCAUCAGUGGAUGCGUACAGACGAGGAGCCCAAAACAGAAAGCGGGGACAUCACGCUUCACACCAUCAGCACAGAAUCAGGCUCCACUUUGAGCAAAGAAAGCUUUUGACAGCAUCAAAGAUGCUGAGUGAACGGACUUUUCUUUGCCCUUAUUCCCAGUUUCUGAUGGUUUUUGGGACUUAAAUUUAUGUUGCGUAAAUGUGUUUUGUUUUUUCUUGCUAAGGGUGAGUUGUUACCCAUGGUGGUUACAUGAGCAGUGAUGCUAGUAAUCCUAGGAUCUUACUGGUUGCUCUUAUAGAGCUUGGACUUUAUUUUCCUUUUAGACUUCUCUUUUAGUUUUCGGUGCCUUUUUUGGAAAGCUGCUUUUAUGGGAUUCAAGUCAAGACAGAAACCAGGUGGAUUUUCAUGGAUUUUAGGGGAAUUCCCCUGAAAUCCUGGCAACACUCAAAGACUGAAUCUAGUUAUGUGGUGGGUUUCCCUUGCCCUCUAGUGGUCGAAUACUUGAAGUACACACUUUCUACUCUCUUACCAAUAUCUCUCUGCUGCUCUGCCAUUCAUAUUCACGAUUUCUACUGGUUUCCCUUGGUUACUUUCUGUCUUCCACUACUUCAUCUCUUUACACGCCGCUUUCUAGACUUUGUUUUACAGAGACUGGAGUGACGUGCACAAUCAAUGCAAUAUUCAUGGACUCAUUUUUCUUUCUUUUUUUUUUAAUACAAGUAUUUGUAUUGUAUUUAUGUACAUUUUCUUCCAUUAUCUUAUUUAUUCAUGCAAUACAAACAUUCCACAUUUGGUGGCUAUUUAUUUAUUUAUUCAUUUUAUACAUCUGCAAAAAGUAAAUCGAAAUUGUUAAAUGUAAGAGUUCCCAGGCUUAUAUUUAGUUUCAUCCUAAAGGAUCAUAGACGCACUAAAGCUAUCUAAUACUGAUACACAUAUAAGAAUGAGAUGUUUAGUGAUGCCAUUCUGAUGUAGUGUACAAUUUAGAAUCGGUUUAUACUCCAUGAGAAGUGGAAGUAAGUGUUUUAGUCCUUCCACUGUGACGUGUGGAUUUUCCUUUUUUGAACUGGUGAAACAUUUAUUUUUUAUAUUGGACACAAUAAAUUUCUUUCUUACGUAACGCA
Messenger RNA from Triplophysa rosa, 2285 nucleotides. It is a transcript of the gene pim3, whose product is annotated as Pim-3 proto-oncogene, serine/threonine kinase. The transcript is spliced from 6 exons. Bases 302 to 1273 code for a protein of 323 amino acids. Gene Ontology annotation, cellular component: cytoplasm. Gene Ontology annotation, biological process: regulation of mitotic cell cycle; protein autophosphorylation; negative regulation of apoptotic process. The record is from RefSeq and is a predicted model, not a curated record. Gene Ontology annotation, molecular function: ATP binding; protein serine/threonine kinase activity. Lineage: Eukaryota; Metazoa; Chordata; Actinopteri; Cypriniformes; Nemacheilidae.